Messenger RNA from Triticum urartu, 949 nucleotides. RefSeq lists its product as uncharacterized. The record is from RefSeq and is a predicted model, not a curated record. NCBI's taxonomy places the organism in Eukaryota, Viridiplantae, Streptophyta, Magnoliopsida, Poales, Poaceae.
CCCUCCACCACUAGCUAGCGUCGUCGUUGCGCUCUGUAGUUGUAGCCCGAGCCCCUUGCAUCCAAGCUAACAAGCUAGGAAGAACAUCUCCCUUGCAUCCGACGAGCGAGUGACGGUUGGAUCUCCAUGGACGGCAAGACGCCUCAUCUGCUGCCUCUGAGUCUGAGCGAGGCCAAAAAGAAGAUCCGGGAUGACGUCCCACUGGUCUGCGGAUGGGCGCUCCUCAACGCCUUCGCCACGGUCUGCGGCGUAGCAAGCGGCUACAUAGCCGAGUACAUCCAUGUCUCGUGCAGCCAGUCCUCCUUCAUUCUGCCCUGCAUCGAGCUGACAGACGCGGAGGCCGCGAGGGUAAUCGCCCUCUGCAUCGGGAUGAUGUGCUGCGCCCCAACCCUGGCAGCCGCGGCGGCGCUGGCGCUGCUGCUCCCAUGCCGCCGUCGCCGGGCCCGCCGUGCCCUCGCCUACCUCGCCCUUGCGGUCACCGUCCUCUUCCAUUGCAUGUACGCCAGCGCCGUCUGGAUCUUCCUCGCCGCCGACCCAGGAUACAUCUUCGGCAGGAUCUACUUCACCGCGGGCUUCUGCUUCAUCGUGGUGGGCGACCUCCUCAGCUUCCGGGCCCUCCUGGGAGGUGAUGGGUGGGGCAUGAAGUACGUAACCUAUUUCUUCUGAUCAUGUUCGUGGAUCAGUGAUAUUCCACCAGGUACUGAUGAGAGCGUAGAGUAUGCAUUCAUUCUGCUGUGACGGUUGAUGGAGUAGUGCCGUAUCUAGUGCAGUGUUAAUAUCCAGAUCGACUCUACUAGUUAAUUAUAUUACUCCAUUUGGGCAAUGCUCGCUGGCUAUAUAAUUAGACUGGAUCGAUUCUAGUAGUUAUCCUAUGUAUUCCACCUUAAUUUUCUCUAUGUGAUCGUCAGACAUGAGUUAUAUGCUAUAUGUUGGUGAAAUUGUUGCUCCA